ACAGGACGGGACGGGACCGGACCCAGCGCCCCGCGGGCCAUGCGCCUCCUGGCCACGGCGCUGGCCGCCCUGCUGGCCACGGCCCCGGGCCCAGAUGUUUGUGAGGCUUUAAAUGUGACGGUCUCUCCUGGACCAACAGUGCAAUACUUCGAGGGAGAUAAUGCUACCCUUUACUGCCACAUUUCUCAAAAGAGAAAGACAGACAAUUUGCUGGCUGUGCGGUGGGUCUUUGCUGCAUCACCUACCCAGGAGCAUCUGAUGAUCAAAAUGACAAAGUUUGGGUCUGUCCAGUACUAUGGAAAUUAUACUCAUCAUUUCCACAAGCAAAGACUUCAUCUUCUUAAGGAGAAACAUGGAACUAUGUACAAAUUUCUUAUUUUAAGUCUCCAGCAAACAGAUCAAGGACGUUAUAUAUGUAAAGUCCAGGAAAUCGGCAAACACAGGAAUAAGUGGACAGCAUGGUCAAAUGGCACAGCAGCUACUGAAAUAAGAGUGAUUUCAUCAAAAUCUUCUGAUCAUCCUAUUUUCAAGAAAAAUCAUGAAGCUUGGAAAUUUUUUGAAGACCUAUAUGUGUAUGCAGUGUUUGUGUGUUCCAUAGGAAUCAUCAGCGUCCUUCUUUUUACACUUGUCAUUCUCUGUCAGUCACUUCUGAACAAGAGGAGAUCCACAGUGAAGCAUUACCUCGUGAAAUGCCCCCAGAACAGUUCUGGGGAAACAGUUACCAGUGUGACAAGCCUGUCUCCUCUACAGCCUAAGAAGGUAAAGAAAAAGAAAGAGAAAGAGCAACUGGAGCAGCCACCAGCCAUUCCAGCAAAAGCUCCAAUUGCUAAUAAUUUCCCUAAGCCCAAGCUCUUGAAACCUCAAAGAAAACUGAUCCUGCCAAAAAUCGCAGAGGAGAAUUUAACAUAUGCUGAACUUGAACUUAUGAAGCCGAUUCAGGAAGCCAAAGGCAUUUCCAGUACGACAGUCUACGCACAGAUACUCUUUGAGGAGAACAAGCUGUAAUAGUUCAUGCCUGUAUAAAUGUCUUAUGUCUGUGUUCUAUUUAA
This is a messenger RNA of Neopelma chrysocephalum (saffron-crested tyrant-manakin), 1049 nucleotides long. RefSeq names its product V-set and transmembrane domain containing 4 (gene VSTM4). Lineage: Eukaryota; Metazoa; Chordata; Aves; Passeriformes; Pipridae. The transcript has 8 exons. Bases 40 to 1005 code for a protein of 321 amino acids. The record is from RefSeq and is a predicted model, not a curated record.